This is a messenger RNA of Solea solea (common sole), 4268 nucleotides long. RefSeq names its product nucleoporin 160 (gene nup160). Gene Ontology annotation, molecular function: structural constituent of nuclear pore. The transcript is spliced from 34 exons. The coding region runs from base 53 to 4228 and encodes 1391 amino acids. Gene Ontology annotation, cellular component: nuclear pore. The record is from RefSeq and is a predicted model, not a curated record. Lineage: Eukaryota; Metazoa; Chordata; Actinopteri; Pleuronectiformes; Soleidae.
AACGCGCAGUGCGCGUCCUCUGCUCACUGACGUCACUUCACUGGCGGAUAAGAUGGCGGCGGCUGCGGCGGCUCUUGAGCGCAGCUUCAUGGAGGUGUGCGGCUUUGAGCGGGAAAGUGUUCGCCGCUUCAGAGACGUCACCGUGAACACCGGUGUUCCCCUUCCUGGCGGCCUCAGGUUUCCAGACAGUGCUGGAGCAUUCCAUUAUGAGGAGAGUGGGAAACUGCUUUCAGUCACUAGCAACAGAUUCAUACACUGGUCAACAUCAGGUGACUCCCUGCAGCUGAUGGAACAGUCUCUGGACGCUAACCUGCUCAACAACGCCGUCAGACUCCGCUUCACCAACUGCACCCUUCUCCCAGGGGGCGUGGCCAUUCAUGAGACCCUCAACCAUGUCAUCAUCCUCAUCUGCACCAAUCAGAGCGUGUACAGGCUGGUGCUGCCACACCCUACACGCAUGUACCGCAGCGAGCUGGUCACAGAGCUCCACCUACAGUCUGUCUUCACUGAUGUGGGAAAGCUGAGUCUGCAGGACUCCGCCCACAGCGCCAUCAUCCCCAGCUCAGCAGGACUCACAGGAACUCCCAGCAUGUCUGCCGUCUGGCUGAGUCACCAGGGACAUGCCCACUAUGCCCUGGCUUCACCUUCAGGGGGCAUCGUGGUGCUGACUCUGCAGCCUCAUGACACACGAGGCGCCAUGGCCGUGGUGGAGUUGAAGAGGAGCUCGGUGAUGAAGAGGAUUUCAGGCUGGAUGCCCACGGCGAUCCGUGGUGAACACAGCGCCGCAGACCUGGCUGUCAGCCUGGCAGUCAGAGAGGUGGAGGACGACUCGUUCAUCUUUGCGCUGUGUCAGGAUCACAGACUGCGCAUGUGGUCCUUGAGGGAGCAGACGUGUCUGCUGGAGCUGGACAUGUUGGAGCACAUGCCGGCGACUAAAGGUCCGACACGAGUGUCCACUCUGGGUCACCGCCUCCGGCUGACUGUCUCCGCCUCCACCGGCCUGUUACUGUGUGUUUACCUGUCGACACCUGAGCAGGCACAGUUCACCGUCCUGCAGCUAGUCGCCACCGACAACAACCGCUACAACCUGGAACACAUGUCAACGCUCAACAGCACACAGGAGACUCUGGUGGAUUUCCAGCUCACCUCCACAGACGUCUGGGCGCUCUUGGUGGACGAAUCCAACACCACAGUCGUCAAAUACAUCAACUUCCAACAUAACUGUGCAGCUCAGUGGAACCAGGUGUUUGUUCAGCCUCCACCAGAAGAAGAGGUUCAUGUCGAAGUAGACCAGGAUCCCAGAGAGACGUACCUGGACGUUCUCUUCAAUCCUAUGAAGUUCACAGCUUCAGCCAUUCUGAAGGCUCUACAGAUCUACCGUCGUGGCUCAGACAGACUCACUGAUGUUUCCUGGGACACUCUGAAGAAGGAGGUGACUGUUUCUGUGGAGACGGAGCUGCAGAGCAGCAUCACAGAGUUUGAGUUCUCCCAGGAGGAGUACCGUCAGCUGCAGGUGGAGUUCUGGUCCAAGUUCUACUCCGUCUGUCUGCAGUACCAGGAAUCAGUUUCCACGCCGCUGGGUCUGAGUGUCAGCUGCCACACAGGUCUCGUCUGUCUUCUCAAGAAGGGCCUGAUCUCCUUCCUCCUGCCGUGUUUUGCUGUCGACCAUCUUUAUCUGUGUAGUGACCAAUUUCUUUUCUCUGAGGAGGAGACGCCAGUCACUGAAGACCCAGAAGUGGCCCGGGAUGUCCUGCAGCUCGUCCACUGUCUGCAUCUCAUCAGUGAGGCUGUUUCUGGUCCAAUGGCUCAUGAGAUGGAGAAAGCUCUGGAACAUCUGGAGUCUCCGGCACGAGCGGCUGAAGUUAUCCUGGAGAAGCUGCUGUCUGACAGUGAUGACGUGAUGGAUGACAUCCAGAACAUACUGCACGACAUCAGGAACCCCACAGCGGCCAUGACGGUCCUGCAGAGGGAGCUGGACCUGGAGACUGAUGGUGACAUCACAGAAGGAGCCACGGUCACACACGGACUGAACCUGAACACGAGGAUCAGUGUGUCCCAGCUGUACGGCAGCAGCGUCGCCGUGUCGCUCGUCUGUCAGGCUGUCGCUCGCAUCGCCAUGACCAGAGCUCAGCUCUGCAGGGACAUGCUCGUCCUGCAGAAGCUCUUCGUGCGCUGUGGGGACAACGUGUUCCCGGGGGGUGGGGCUCACCUGCUGCAGCUCCAGCAGGACCUGAUCCCUCGCAGCGUUCAGCUCCUCUCGUCCUAUCACGUCCUCCAACACGUCAGUCAGAGCCUGGCGUCCUCCGUCCCCGUCGACAUCAUAGACGCUAACCUUCAGCACCUCACUGUGUUGGAGCUGCGUGACACUCCGCCUCUGUCCAGCAACAUGUCAGUGCUCAGUCCUCAGACUGUGUUGGAGCUCUUCUAUCAAACUGUGGCGAGGAAACUCAUCAUAUGUCAGAUGGACUGUGAGCAGCUGGUCUGGAGUCACAUGAUCUCCAGCAUGGUCCACCUGCUGGCUCAGCUGCUUUGGCCCAGUAACCCUGGUUUCCAGUUUCCUGAAUGUCUGAUGACCAACUGUCAGUACACACAGCUGCAGGAGUACGUGCGUCUGAUUGGUCCGUGGUGUCAGGUGAACAUUGGCUCGUGUCGCUUCAUGCUGGGUCAGUGUUACUUGGCCAACGGUGAAGGUCAUAAGGCUCUCCAGUGUUUCCAGGAAGCAGUGACUGAGGUGGAGAAGGAGGAGUUUCUGAUGAGACUUACAGGCCCUGAGGAUGAAGAAGUCGCUGCCUCCUCCCAAAGAUUACAGUACUACAACAAGGUGCUGCGGCUGUUGGAGGACGUCGGUCUUCCUGAGCUUGUCAUCCAACUGUCUUCUCUGGCCAUAACAGAAGCUGUUAAUGACGUCAGCAGCCAGGCGGCGCUGUGGACGCGGAUCUUCAAGCAUCAUCUGGAUCUUGGACACAACAGUGAAGCUUAUGAAGCUCUGAGCCAGAAUCCUGACAACAGCAUGCAGCUGGAUUGUCUCCGUCAGCUCGUGGUGGUUCUCUGUGAACGUUCUCAGCUCCAGGAUUUGGUUCAGUUUUCAUAUGUCAACCUGCAUGAUGAGGUCGUUGGCAUCAUUGAGUCAAGAGCCCGAGGUUUGGAUCUGCUGACUCAUAACUACUAUGAGCUGCUGUACGCUUUCCACAUCAACAGACACAACUACAGGAAAGCGGGGACAGUCAUGUGUGAGUUGGCGAUGCGUCUUGGUCGUGAGGUCCGGACUCUCCUUGGUCUUCAGAAACAGGUGAACUGUUACCUCGCAGCGCUCAACUGUCUCCGUCUCAUCAGACCGGAGUAUGCGUGGAUUGUCCAGCCCGCCUGUGGCACCAUGUAUGAGCGUGCGGGAGCGUCUCCAAAGAGAAACAGUGACGGCGAGUUUCCCUCUGAACCAGUCAAGCGUCAGGUGGACAUCCUGGAACUGAAGGACCUGGAGAAGGAGUACUUCCUGUCUUGCAGUCGCCUGACACUCGCCCAGCACCACCCACCAUCUGCAGCCAUCGCAGGAAGUGCCUCAGCGGUGGAGAUGGUGUCUUUGCUAGUCCAGUCGGGUCUUUUUGACUCAGCUGUGUCUCUGUGUCUGACCUUUGACCUCAACCUGUCUCCUGUCUUUGAGGGGUUGAGCUUUAAGUGCAUCCGACUUCAGUUUGGGGGGGAGGAGUCUCAGAAUGAAGCUUGGAGCUGGUUGGCUAAUAACCAGCUGUCAUCUGUCGUCAACACUAAAGAAUCCAGCGCCACAGACGAAGCGUGGCGUCUCUUGUCCUCAUACCUGGACAGGUUUCCGUGUCCAAAUGCUGGGUUCCAUCGCUGUGUCCUCAGUAAGCUGCUGUCUCACGGCGUCCCGCUUCCCGAUUGGCUGGUUAAGUCAUAUAAGGCUGUGGACGCGUCCUCUCUGUUGCGUCUCUACCUGAACUUUGACCUUCUGGACACGGCGUCCGACCUCGUCAUCGACUACGUGGACGCCGUCCUGGGACGAGGACACGCCGACUUUGGAAUCGAGCGCCCCCUCUCUGCGACCUCGUUGUCGGGGGCGUGGCUUCCGUACACGUCCAUCGAUCAGCUGUUGCAGAAGCUCGCAGACACUCAGACCAGCAGCAGAGUUUAUAACAAAGUUCGGGACAAACUGGACGAAUAUCACCACCUGCUGGCCGCGAGCACGCAUCGCAGGCUCGCCUGUCAGUCAUAGACUCCUACUUUGUACUUUUUCAUUAAACUUUUUCACUCUU